Messenger RNA from Plectropomus leopardus (leopard coralgrouper), 5114 nucleotides. It is a transcript of the gene fmnl3, whose product is annotated as formin-like 3. Gene Ontology annotation, biological process: cell migration; cortical actin cytoskeleton organization; regulation of cell shape. Gene Ontology annotation, molecular function: actin filament binding; small GTPase binding. The record is from RefSeq and is a predicted model, not a curated record. Gene Ontology annotation, cellular component: cytosol. Lineage: Eukaryota; Metazoa; Chordata; Actinopteri; Perciformes; Serranidae.
AUCACACAACAAUAAUGAAUGGAAACACGUCGUAGCCAAGAAAGUUGAGCAGCAGCUCACAGCAACUGUUGGUCGGCAUUAGAAAGUUAUCUGUCGCGCGGGGAAGUCUGUUUUUAAGUGAUGGAUUGGCCGGGCAAAUUAGAAAGUUUCUGGAAGAGAAAGCACUUUGAUUGUUACUUUUGAAAGUAAGUUUUUAGAGGGGAAGAUACAGUGGGUGCACACUGUAAAAACCUAAACGCGUGAGUCAGUGUAAAUGGCAUUUUGGGACAGUGAUAGGAGACUACUGCUCUGUCAGCGGUUUGUUACGGUUUGGAGAAGUGGAUUAUCGGGAUUAAUCCGUUUAUGAAAGUGUUGGAAUGCUUUUUUGAAAACUUUGCUUGGAUUAUCAUCACUGGAAGAAACUGAAGGAUCCAAGUUACACAGAGGAGGAUACACAGCACAUCGGGGGGCAAAAUGGGUAAUAUAGAAAGUGUGGACGGUCAGUCGGAGAUGAAGCAUCACAUCAUGCCUCUGAAGGUCCCCAUGCCUGACCCCACCGAGCUGGAGGAGAAAUUCGCCAUUGUUUUGAAUUCUAUGAACCUGCCUCCAGACAAAGCCCGGCUCCUCCGACAGUACGACAAUGAGAAGAAGUGGGACCUGAUUUGCGACCAGGAGAGAUUUCAGGUGAAGAAUCCGCCGCACACCUACAUCCAGAAGCUACGAGGAUACUUAGACCCCGGAGUCACACGAAAGAAGUUUCGCAGGCGGGUACAGGAAUCUACAAAAGUCUUGAGGGAGCUGGAGAUCUCACUGAGGACAAACCACAUUGGGUGGGUCAGGGAGUUCCUCAACGAUGAGAACAGAGGUCUCGACGUCCUGGUGGAGUACCUCUCCUUCGCCCAGUGUGCUGUCAUGUUGGAUUUUGAGGGGCUGGAGAAUGGGGAGGAUGGUUUCUUGGACAAGGCUAAAUCUUGGAGCAGGUCCAUAGAGGAUCUGCACCACACCCAACCCUUCUGCAACACACUGGUGCGCUCUGCCCGCCAGUCUGUCCUCCGCUAUGGCACGGUUUCCAACAGCAAAACCAUCAAGAACUCCCGUCUCGUGAGCCAAAAAGAUGAUGUGCAUGUGUGCAUCAUGUGCUUGAGAGCAAUCAUGAAUUAUCAGUACGGCUUCAAUAUGGUCAUGUCUCACGCGCACGCAGUCAAUGAAAUUGCUCUCAGCUUGAACAAUAAGAACUCACGGACGAAAGCCUUGGUCCUUGAGCUGCUGGCUGCCGUCUGUCUAGUCCGAGGAGGUCACGAGAUCAUCCUCUCAGCAUUUGACAACUUCAAAGAGGUGUGUAAGGAGAAGCAUCGCUUUGAGAGACUAAUGGAUUACUUCCGAAGCGAGGAGGGAAACAUUGACUACAUGGUUGCCUGCAUGCAGUUCAUCAACAUUGUAGUCCACUCAGUCGAAGACAUGAACUUCAGGGUCCAUCUGCAGUACGAAUUCACCAAGCUGGGCCUGGAUGAUUACCUGGAGAAAUGUAAACACACGGAGAGUGACAAGCUGUCGGUGCAGAUCCAGGCCUACCUGGACAACGUGUUUGACGUGGGUGGUCUGCUGGAAGAUGCGGAGACAAAGAAUGCAGCUCUGGAGAAGGUGGAGGAGCUGGAGGAGCACCUGUCCCAUGUGACGGAGAAGCUGCUGGAGGUUGAGAAUGAAACAAUGAUGAAAGUAGCUGAUCUAGAGAAGCUGCUCCUUCAGAAAGAUAAGGACCUGCAUGCAAUACGGGAGACGUAUGAGUCGACCAACACCCAGAUCAACACCCUGAGGAGGGUGCUCAAGGAGAAGGAUGCUGCCUUCCAGAGGCACUUCAACAUCGAGAGGCGGCUGCUGGAGCUUGAACAGCAAGGCACCAUUCGUUUGCACAAGAAGGCUGAUGGAGACAUUGCCAUCGAGCCGCUGGGUGUCAGUGGUGGAGGUGGUGGUGGCCUUGGGAUCCCGCUGGGUGACAUUACACAGCUGUCUUUGGGUUCAGCAGCUGGGUUAACCGAACUCGGUGGGCCAGACGCCAGUUUACCACCAGCCAGUGAAGCCCCUCCACCUCCUCCUCCACCUCCACCGCCUCCUCCUCCUCUUCCCUCUGCCCCAGGCCAGAGUGUACCAGUCCCACCACCUCCACCUCCUCUCGCUCCACCUCUUCCAGAUGCUUCUCCAUCAGUUAUCCUGAGUGUGGGUCUCUCAGCAAUCAGAAUCAAGAAACCCAUCAAGACCAAGUUCCGCCUGCCUGUGUUUAACUGGACGGCCCUGAAGCCCAAUCAGAUCAACGGCACAGUCUUCAAUGAGAUUGAUGAUGAACGUGUGCUUGAAGAGCUGGAUCUGGAGAGAUUUGAGGAGCUGUUUAAGACCAGAGCCCAGGGUCCAGUUGUGGAUCUUUCCUGCACAAAGAGCAAAGUAGCCCAGAAGGCAGUAAACAAAGUCACCCUUCUGGACGCCAAUCGCUCCAAGAAUCUAGCCAUCACACUGCGAAAGGCUAACAAGACCACAGAAGAGAUCUGCAAAGCAAUAGAGAAGUUUGACCUCAAGGCCUUACCCGUGGACUUUGUGGAGUGCCUGAUGCGUUUCCUACCCACAGACGCUGAGGUAAAGGUGCUGCGUCAGUACGAGCGUGAGAGGCGUCCACUGGACCAGCUGGCUGAGGAAGAUCGCUUCAUGUUGUUUUUCAGCAAGAUCGAAAGGCUCACGCAGAGAAUGAACAUCAUCACCUUUGUGGGGAACUUUUCUGACAACAUUAACAUGCUUACACCUCAGCUCAAUGCCGUCAUCGCUGCUUCUGGCUCAGUAAAAUCCGCACCAAAGUUGAAAAGAGUGCUCGAGAUCAUCUUAGCCUUGGGAAACUACAUGAACAGCAGCAAGCGAGGCUGCGUUUAUGGCUUCAAAUUACAAAGUCUUGAUCUGCUGCUGGACACAAAGUCUACAGACAGAAAGAUGACGUUGCUUCACUACAUCGCUCUUAUUUUGAAAGAGAAGUACCCUGAACUGGCCAACUUCUACAACGAACUGCACUUUGUGGAUAAAGCUGCGGCAGUAUCUUUGGAAAAUGUGCUGCUGGAUGUUCGAGAGCUGGGGAAAGGCAUGGACCUGAUCCGGAGAGAGUGCAGUCUUCAUGACCAUUCAGUCCUGAAAGGCUUCGUUCAGGCCAGUGACCCACAGCUGGACAAGCUGCAGAAGGACGCCAAGACAGCAGAGGAAGCCUUCAACAAUGUGGUGAACUACUUCGGAGAGAGUGCCAAGACGACUCCACCCUCGGUGUUCUUCCCUGUGUUUGUGCGUUUUAUCAAGGCCUACAAGGAUGCAGUGGAAGAAAACGAACAGAGGAAAAAGCAGGAGGAAGCAAUGAGAGAAAAGUUACUGGCUCAGGAGGCUAAACAGCAUGACCCCAAGGUCCAGGCCCAAAAGAAGAGGCAGCAGCAGCAGGAGCUGAUCGCAGAGCUACGCAAGCGGCAAGCCAAAGACCACCGGCCAGUGUACGAGGGCAAGGACGGCACUAUUGAGGAUAUCAUUACAGUACUGAAGAGCGUGCCCUUCACAGCCCGCACUGCUAAACGCGGCUCACGGUUCUUCUGUGAAGCCAACCUCUGUGACGACGCCAACUGCUAGCCCCUCCCCCCUAAUGCCAAGAUCUCCGAAGCCAGCCUUUCCUGCGAGCUGACGCAUUGAUCCGGAGCGGUUGGAAGAGACCCUAAACCACUUAUUCGUCACUUAUACUCCCUUCCCCACCAUAACCUCCCUCCCUGUGUCCUGAUGGUCUGUCUCAACCCUGAGGCUGCAGAUCACAAAGACUGAAAGGAGGGACAGGACAGAGCCCUUGUUAUAGCUGGGUAAUUUAUUUAUUUAUGGAGGCCAUUUACAGCCACUUUAAAGUGAGCAGGCAUCAUUACAGAAGCACAACGGGUUUCUCCUGUCUCACCGCAAACACAAGACUUUCCCUGCUCUGUUGUAAUGGAGAAGCAGGCCAGUCGGACUACAAAACAGGUGAGGUGAGCUGAGGACUGGCGGACCACGAAGCAGGAAGAACUUUGCUCCUGCCAACAUGUGGAUCUUAUUCCCAAAACCGUUAAUUUCCUCAGAUUAUGCAGUCAAAGCAGGACUGAGACUGGGAGUCGGCCAGGCUCUGCUGCUGGGAUAUUCGCCUUGAAGAGACUUUGCAGAAUUCUUCCUCCAAAUAACAGAGAAGCUUCAAUAUUAUUUUGAGACAUUUGGGGACUGUAUCCCUACUUUAACCCUGGUCAACACAUUAAAUCAAGACUUCAUAUUUACAUUUCAAUCGCAUGUAUUUUGGGAGGAAAGGACGCCAAUUCUACUGGUUCUUUUGGAGAAGCUAGCCAAACCAAAAUUUCUUAAAUGUUUUGCUUAAGAAGUGCCUUUUUGUGUAAACAGUGUUAUUUCUCAAGUCAGCCAUAAUUUGUUUAUUUUACAUCUUUCAUUUGUUAAAGAUUGUAUUUUAUAUUGCCUUGUUCUGUAACAGUCUUAUAAUACUGACAACAAUAUGCAGACAUUUUCCAGCUUUAAACUAAAGAGUAAGGGGAAGAACGAUUUAAAGAUUACUUUUAUUUACCUCUCUAGUACAUCAGUGGCUUCAAGCUCUUUUGAUUGACAUUUCUCUGUGCCUUGUCCAAGUAGUUUUUAAAACCUGAAUGUUAUACGCCUUGACAACAUUUCCUGUCACAAUUUAAGUGACAUUUUGGGAAGUGACAAAUGUAUGAAGAAGAUUUCAUGUGGACUGCUGAUUAAGGGCCUGGAGGACAAUAACCUGCUUUAGAUGUGGUGAUGGACGAAGGACAUUUCCAUUCCUGUUAAGUCUUAUUUUUUAAGCUUAUUUUGUAUCUCCUCUGUUUUAAUAGAGAUAGAGACAAGUUUCUUCCUAACAGCUGUUGAAACUUAAAUUGGCACAAAGGGAGCGAUAUACAUCUUUACACUACUAAAUUUGGCUCAACAUUGUAUGAGACACUAUUCUUUAAGUAGACAUUUAUAUUAAUGUACAUUUAAAUCAAGAAAUUGACUUUUUAGAAGAAUCGAUUCAUGAUAUUGUCUGUUGACUGAAAGAUGACACUUCCUGUUUAAUAAAUAAGAUGAUUUAUGUGAUUAUAAGA